Molecule: messenger RNA, 9031 nt
Organism: Manis pentadactyla (Chinese pangolin)
Lineage: Eukaryota; Metazoa; Chordata; Mammalia; Pholidota; Manidae
Gene: SMIM18
Product: small integral membrane protein 18
Exons: 3
Coding region: 2841-3137 (98 amino acids)
Source: RefSeq, a predicted model, not a curated record
UGUCAUUUUGUUGCUAAAUCUUAAUGCUACCAUUGAAUCACAAACGCAUUCCAUUAGUCAUAAGCAGGAACAGUUGAAAAAUUCAUCACAAAUACUAGAAAAACAUUCAGAAGUACACAUUCUACCAGAAAGAUAUCCAAUCAGAUAUUGUAUAAAGUUCCCAUGUGGCUGGUCCCCAAGGAAUAGGUUAAUGAAAGGAGUCAAUCUCUGACACCAACUAGAAACAAUAAACAAAAUAAUGUAUUAGAACAAUGCAAGUCAAAUAUAACAACUGUCACAGAUCCAAAAGAAGAGCUUCUAGAUGGUGAUAUAAUACUCCUUUGAGAUUAGUGAAAAGGCUUUAAUGAGUAUGUUUUUAGAUUAAAAUGAGACUUCAUAAGCAGUUUUCCUUUAAAAAUAACUUUGUUAGAGCAAAACAGAAGGAGCAAAACAGCAGUAGACUCAAAGACAUCAGGAAUGGACUAGUGGUUACCAAGGGGGAAAGAUGGGGUGGGGGAAGGGGAUAAAGGGGCACAGUAAUUCACAAUCACAAUAUAAGUUAGUCAUGGGGAUGGCAGUACAGCAGAGAGAAUAUAGUCAAUGAUUCUGUAACAUCUUAAAAAGUUAAGAGACAGUAACCACAUUAGAGGGGUGAGGAUUUAAUAAUACGGGUAACUGUCGAAUCACACUAUGUUGUAUAUUUGAAACCAACAUAAGAUUGUAUAUCAAUGACACUUUAAUUAAAUUAAUAACUGUUACAAUUUUGACAAAAGCUUAAUGGCACAUUAAAUUCUAGUAUGUAUCCAAAAUAACAACAGUAAGAAUGAAUACCUUAUAGGUGAAGGGACUAGUGGUUACCAAAGGGAAAGGGUUGGAGAGGGUGGCUGGGGAGGGAGGGAGAGGAGAUUAAGGGGCACUAUAAUUAGCAGCCACAAUAUAGGGGAAGGCAGUAUAGCACUGAGAGGACAAGUAAUGACUCUAUAGCAUCUUACUAUGCCUAAGGAUAGUGAUUGCAAUGGGGUGGUUUGGGGGCAGGAGGGACUUGAUAAUAUGGGUGAAUGCUGAAACCAUCACGGGUGAAUGUUGCUCAUGUGAAACCUUUGUAAGAUUGUAUAUUGAUGAUACCUUAAUUUAAAAAAAAAUACCUUAUAGAUGUGCUUUCAUAUCAUUUCAAUUAUGAAAUACUACCUUCAUGGCCCAUUUAUCCAAGAUGCUCAGGACACUCACAACAAUAGUAACAUUUACUCAACAUUUAAUAUUUGGCAAGCACCAUGCUAAAUGAUUUUCCCAUUUAGUCCCUCCCAAACACCCUAUUUAGGAGGUAUUACUGUCCUCUUUUACACAUAAGAAAACUGCAGGUGGUUAAGUGCCAGAGUAUAGAUUCAAAUUCAGUUAUAAACCUUGUGAUACUACCUUGUAAUGAUUCUUGUAAAAGAAUAAUUAACUCUACAGCAUCAUACUACUCUGAAGGAUAGUGAUUGCAAUGGGGGGGGGGACUUGAUAAUAUGGGUGAAUAUUGUAAUCACAAUGUUGCUCGUGUGAAACCUUCAUAAGAUUCUAUGUCAAUGAUACCUUAAUUAAAAGAAAAUCAUUAACUAGCAUUUAACACAGAUUUUUCCAUCAGAAACUGGCUUUGUCAGAGUAAAGAAAUUCAUACAUGCACAUUUAAUGUUCUGUUUAACUCUAGUAAAAUACUGAAUUUACCCCAUGCUACUAUAAAAAGAAUUAACUGGGCAAACUAUGAAAAACAAAUGACAGUAUGUUAAGGAUAAACACUACACAAUGGGUCAACCAUGUACCACAGAGUUCUGUUUACCAUGGGUCCUCCAGCAUUUUACUCAAUGCUAAGCUUACUAAACACUCAAUAAAUACUAGUUGAAUAAAUGAAUAAAGGUAAUAACAAUAUUUCCAUGUACCCCUUUUACAGCCCGUGAAACAGAUAUGUUGAUUUAUCUAUAAUUUCAGAAAGUCUGCAGACCAAGGUUUUACCCACUCUGCUGUUGUUAUAAUAACCAUUCCAUAAUUUUGAUUCUGCUAUGCUUGGACCAUAAAUCUAAAUACACCAUAAAUAAAAACACUCGAUCUCCAAAAUUCUAGCUGGAGAUUCUCUUAGCCAUUUAAAUUUCAGACUGUUUUUUAAUGUAGGUAGUAUGCCUACCAAAUCUAACCUUCUCCCAACUAGUAGAGCUGAAAACUUUAUUUCUUUUCCCUCAGAAUUUCUCCUAAAUCAAGCCACCAGAUAGAAAUAAUCACUUUCAGAGGGCAAGAUUUAUAUAAAACACAAGUAUUGAAAGAAAAGAACAUUUAUGAGAUUUUUUAUGCACACUUCCUGGAGGAAAUAGAAGCUGAUAAACCUGGACUGUUUGUUUCCUAGGUUACUAUCGCUCCCGACAUUAUCUUCUAACCCUGGUACUGAAAUAUUCACUGAAGCAUCUGAAAUUUUAUGAACACUAAGGAAUCACUAAUUUGUUACUAACAAAUUCUUAUACAGGAAUUUAACUUAAGGACAAAAAAAAUAAGGCAAGCAAAGGGGGAACAGCUGAUACCCCAGACAGACCUAUUCAAGUUUAUGAAUGAUUUACUCUUAAGGGUGGCAGGACUUAAUGCAAAUGAACGUAGAGGAAACUGUCAGCUGCAUUGUGGUUCAACCAAUAGACGCACAGCUCCAUCUUGGCUGUUCACUAGACUGCAUUACAAACAGACGAUACCACCGCUUCAACAGCAUCCUUCCAGACAAGAGAAAUAGUAUUUCCUGAUUCAGGUCACCUGUUCUCGAAGUUUAAAGGAGUAAAAACAGGAGGCAGAAAUACACUGAACCAACACGAUUCAGAAGAGCAAUACAAGAAGUGGAAUCUCUAAGAAUGGCCUCCCUGAGCUCCAGCCUCUGGAAUGAAACUACCACAUCUGUUUAUCAGUAUCUUGGUUUUCAAGUCCAAAAAAUUUACCCUUUCCAUGAUAACUGGAACACUGCCUGCUUUGUCAUUCUGCUUUUAUUUAUAUUUACAGUGAUCUCUUUAGUAGUGCUGGCCUUCCUUUAUGAAGUGCUUGACUGCUGCUGCUGUGUAAAAAACAAAACUGUGAAAGACCUGCAAAGCGAGACUAACCCUCUUAGAAGUAUGAUGGACAACAUCAGGAAACAUGAAAUUGAAGUGGUCUAGUGAUCUACCUAAGGUGAAGAAAAUCUUUGACAACAGCCUUCAACUACUAAAAAAAAAAUUCUGAGGCCAGUUGUUAUUGCAAAAAUGACUCGACUUUGAUUAAAAGAUUUCUACUAGAAGAGUAAAACAAGUUCAAUAUGCACUUUUUGUGUGUGUAUCAUUAAAUGUACAGUGAAACUUCACAAAUGCAAAUAAUCUAUUUAAAAUGACACUUCAAAAAGUGGUUGAAAGAGUCCUAGAAUUCAAUAUUAAACAGCAAAAGGUAAACGGAAAAACAUAAGCAAGGCUAACGAUGCCAAAAUAACUUAUAUCUACACAACCCAUGUGGGCUAAAACAGAGUACUAUCCUCCAUGUGUCUUCGUAAUAAAAAGACUAUCUAAAAUCUAAAUCCAAAGUUAAAUACUUCCAUACGUAAAGUCUUCAUACAUAAAGUCCCUACUUACUAAAAAGCAGUAUUUUCUAGUUCAUUAAAAACAACUUCAACAUUUUUUUUACUUAAGUUUUAUGUAGGAUUAGUGUUAAAAAAAAAAGUCUCAAAAUAUUCAGGAAAGUCAGUAGUACACUUGCAUAAAACUUGCAUAAAAUUUAAUUACUGUUUGGCAAGAAACAUGGUCUGAGAUGGCUCAGGCUAUUUUCAAACUGAAACAUCCUAGUAUACCCACUAAGCGGCAUUUCUUGACCUAGUCCUUUCACUUUGCUUCUUAUGUUUUCACUCAAGGGCUAAGAUGCUCAAUGCAGGAAAGACUGCAAAAAAAAGUCAAAAAGUAGCACCCACUCAACCCCUGUUAAGAAAUAUAAAAGUUUUAUUUCUUAACAUUCUAAGGGCUGUACAGAUUCAUAUUUUAUAACCCUAAUACUACUACUUCACUAGCGCCCAUGAGCAAACCAAAGCAUGUUCUUAACCACUAUACAGUAACUGCUCUUAGACCAGAAAUGCCACGUGGGAAAUUACUUCAAAAGAAAAAAGCUCAAGAUACAAAGAUAUUUACAAUAGCAUUAUUCCAAAUAAUAAAAAAUUGGAAAUAACAGCCUAUAACUAAAUGUGGCACAUCAACUUAAUAGACUGUUAAGCUACUGAAAAAUUAGGACAAAACAGAAAAUACUUGAUAUGUGAAGAACAAAUCUGUCAUUUUCAAUUUAGAGAACCCUAACUGCCAGUGUGAAAUCACAUUCCCACAAGAUUUUAUAAUUUUUUCUAACAUUAGAAACAAACAUAAACAAUGGAUAUAACAAACACAACUUUCAAAGGCUCUGUGAAAAACCUAGGUAUACAAAAUAUUUUAGUAACCAGGAGCUUUCUGAGCACUGUUAAAACUACAUUUUUAUGAACAGUAAACUGGGGUCCAUGCUAUAUAGAUGGGAAGCAUACAGGACUUUACUAACUACAGUUUCUGAUAAGGUACACUAUCAACUUUUCUCUACCUGACUGUGUAAUUUAUUUAACCAUUCAACAAAAUAUAUAUCCAGGGCUUCUGUGUGUGAUUAGGUAACAAUGGCAAACAAGUAAUCAUAAAAUUACACUGGCACACAGUAACUUUGUCAGAAAUUGUGAGUGCAUAGGAAUUCAAAAGCUAAGCAUAAAUUGAAACUGGAAAGCAGAAAUAUGACAUGUAAGCUGAAACCUUAAAGAGGAAUAGGAAUUAGCCAAAGCAGAGGGAAGAAGUUAAGAAAAAAUGUUCCAGAAAGAGGAAAUAACAUGAGCAAAGGUCAAGAGGCAAAAAUAAAGCAUGUUAGAGGAGCCAUAAGUCAGUAUCACUAGGACAGAGUAUAGAACAGUGAGAUUGGGGCAUAAAAACUAAGUGGAGACUAGAUCAGACAGGGCAUAUAGGCAGGAAAAGAUAGCCUUUGUCUAAAAAGCAAUGGUCAGCUGCAAACAAAGUGACAUCAUCAGAUUAUGCUUAGAAAAAUCACUGACUGCUGUGCAGAGGACGGACAGGACAGUAGAGAAGCUAAACCAGCAUGGCAAGCAUCUAAUCAGGCAAUGCAGCAACCCAAGGCCCACUGACAAAAAUGUAGUACAUACACACAGUGGAAUAUUACUCAGCCAUAAAAAAGGAAAUCUUGCCAUUUGCAACAAUAUGAAUGGGCCUACAGGGUAUCAUGCUAAGUGAAAUAAGCCAGGCAGAGAAAGACAAAUACCAUAUUAUUUCACUUACAUGUGGAAUCUAAAAAACAAAAAAGAAAUAGACCCAUAAAUAUUGAUAACAGACUGUUGGUCAUCAUAGGGAGGCAAUGUGAGGGGAGAAGUGAGGGGUGAAAUAGGUGAAGAGGAUUAAAGCAGUACAAACUGCAAAUCAUAAAUUAGUCAUAGGAAUGGAAAUACAACAUAGAGAAUAUAACCAAUAAUAAUAUUGCAGUAUCUUGGCAUGGUAACAGGGGUAAAUACACUUACUGCAGCAAGCAUCCAAUAAUGUAUAUAAUUAUCACGUUACUAUGUUGUACAUUUGAAACCAAUAUAACAUAUCUACUUUAUUCCAAUAGAAAAAUAAUAAUAGUCAGGCAAUGAAAUGAUGGUGACCCAAACUAGGGUGGUACAGUAGUCUUUACUGUUAAUACCCAAUAUUUCCAGCUCUCCUCUCUCUCAGCACACUGAACCCCUUAUGGCUGGGUAAAGCCCUGUGGCUAGCUCUGGCCAAUGAGUCGUAAGACAAAGUGAUAUGUGUCAAAUCCAGGCCAGAGCAAUUAACUGCCAGGCAAGAUCUCCAGAGUCCUUUUUACCUCUGGCACUGAAACCAAUAUCUGAAGUAUCAGCUACUCUAUCAGCCUGGGUCCUUGAGGGACUUUAAUGAACUAAGAUCCCUGUUAACACAUGAUAAACAUGUAAUAUGAAGGAAACACAAACCUUUGUUGUUUUAAGCCACUGAGAUUUUUGUAGCAAGGAUAUUCUUAAACAAAUCAAAAAGUCUAGGUUCUAAGAGUAGGUCUGUGCUAAUGUUUAAAAGUUUUUAAAACUUUGUUUACUGUGCAUGAAUUCAAUGUAAAAUUCAUUGGAAUAAGAGAAAAUCAAACCUAACAUAUAUGUUAAUAAAAAUGAUAGGCCUACUCUGAUAAAAGGCUUAGCUCUGAUUUAACAUCAGUUAUUAAAAAAUCUCAAAGAACAUCCAAGUUCACAUCAAUACAAUUACUGCUACAUUUUGAUUUCUGCUACAAAUGGCUUCUGUUGUGAAUUAAGUUCAUUGACAUUGUUGUUUAAAAAAUAAUAGUCUACUGUAGCACCUUACUACACUGAUAGACAGUGACUGCAAUGGGAGGAUGAGGACUUGAUAAUACAGGCGAAUGUUGAAAUCACAAUGUUGUUGUGAAACCUUCGUAAGAUUGUAUAUCAAGGACACUUUAAUAAUAAUAAUAAUAGUCGAAGAGUAAACUAAACCCAAAUAAGGAAAAGGAAAGAAUAAGUGAAGUGGAAAUAAGUGAAAUUAAAAAAAAAAAAACAAGAAAAAAAGAAAAAAAUUCAAUGAAAUCAAAAGUUCAUUUUUUGAAGAGGAACAAAACUGACAAAAUCUAGACUGACCAAGAAAAAAAAAAAGAAAACACAAAUUACUAAAAUCAGAAAUUAAAGAAGGGAGGGGUAUCCUGACUGACUUACAGAAUCAAAAGGAUUGCAAGGGAAUACUUUGAAAAACUUUAACAACAUAAAUGAUGAAUGGAUAAAAUCCUAAAAAGUAACAAAACACCAAAAUUAACUCAAGAAGAAAUAAAUCUGGAUAGAUCUGUAAGAAGUUUCUACAAACAGCUUCCCAAAUGACUUAUGGCUUCACUAGCUAAUUGGAUCACACAUUUAAAGGGAAAAUUAUAUCAAACCUUCACAAGCUCUUCCAGAUAAUAGAGGGAAAGGAACACUUCAUAAAUCAUUUGAGGCCAGAAAAACCCUAAUAGGCCUCAUAAGAAAAAUAGAGACCAUGUCCCUUGUGAACAGACACAAAAAUCCUGCACAAAAUAUCAGCAAACUGAAUUCUACAACAAAUAAAAAGAAUUAUACAUCAUGACAAGUAGGAUUCAUUCCAAGAAAGCAAGGUUGGCUUAAUACAUGAAAAUCAAUUAAUGUAAUGUACCAUAUUAAUAAAUAAUAUGAUGAUUUCAAUAAAUGCAGAAAAGACAUUUGAACAUCAAAUACCCAAUUAUGAUUAAAAACUCUCAACAAACUAGAAAUAGAGGGAACCUUCUUCAAGCUGAUGAAGAGCAUUACAAAAUCCCUGUAACUAUUAAGCAUGAUAGUGAAAGACUGACUGCCUUCCCCCUAAGAUCAUGAAGAUGUCCACUGUCACUUUUAUUCAGUAUCAUACCAACCAGUCCAAACAGGCAAGAAAAGAAAUAACAUGCAUACAUAUUGGAAAGGGUAAAUAAAAACUGUUCUUACUCAUAGAUGACAUGCUCUUCUAUAUAAAAAACCCCAAGAAAUCUACACAAAAGACUAGAAAUCUUUUUUCUAAGUUCAGCAAGGUUGAAGAAUACUAGAAGUGGACAAAAUUACUGUAUUUCCAGUUUUUUUUCUAGUUCUGUUAUUAAAUCCUUCUUUUGCUAAAUCAGAGAAACAAGAGUAUUUGCAACCCAGACUGUUAAACAUAGAAUCUAUUUAAUUUAAACAUAAGAACCUAAUAAACAGGUCUUAAGGUUGCCUAAAUGUAACUGCAAAUUCCUCUCCUGUAUUUUUCUGCAUUAAAAAACCUUGCCAUCAAAAAAAAAGCAAAAACUAUUUCUCUAUACUAGCAAUGAAUAAUCCAAAAAAUAUCAAGUUAAGAAAACAAUUUCACUCAUAAUAAUACAAAAAACAAUAAAAUACUCAGGAAUAAAUUUAACAAAAUAAGAUUUAUACAUUAAAAACUAUAAAAUCUUGUUGAGAGAAAUUAAAACCCUAAAUAAAUGGAAAGAUAUCCAUGUUCAUUGAUUAGAAGACUUAUUAUUGUUAAGAUACCAAUAGUCCCCAAAUUGAUUUAUAGAUCAAUGCAAUCCCUAUCAAGAUAGAAACUGGCUUUUUUAUAGAUAUGAACUGACAAGCUAAUCCUAUAAUUUAUAUGGAAAUACAAAAAUCCAGAGAUGACCAAAACUACCCUGUAAAAGAACAAAAUUGAAGGACUUACACUCCCAAUUUCAAAACUUAACUACACUGCUACAGCAAUCAAGGAAGUGUGGUACUAACAUAUAAGGACAGACACGAGUCCAUGGAGCCAAAUGGAGAUUCCAGAAAAAAACCCAUUUAUAUUCAACAGAUAGUUGAUAAGAAUGUCAAUGGAAGUCAGUGGGAACAAAAAAGUUGUUUAAAGAAACGACACAGAAACAACUGAACAACCACAUGCAAAAAAGUGAAUUUAGAUUCUUAUUUUAGGACAUAGGACCCUUAUGUUACACACACACAAAAAUCAACUCAAACAUAUCACUGACCUAAAUGUAACAGCUAAAGCGUUAACUCUUAGAAGAAAACAUAGGACUAAGUUUUCAUAGCCUUGGCUUAAGCAAAGAUUUCUUAGAUAUAACACCAAGAAUAAAGUAGUACUGGAUCAAAAAAUUAUAUCCUGAAUAUAUAAAGAACUCUUUCAAUCAAUAGGAAGACAACCCAAUUUUCUUUUAAAUUGUUUAGAAAAUCUGAAUAGACAUUUUACCAAAGACGACACAUGAAUGGUGAGCAAAAUGACACAUGAAUGGUCAUAAGUAAAUGACACUCAACUUAGGGAACUGCAUAUUAAAACCACAAUGAUACCACUUCACAUCCAUUAGAAUAGCGAUAAUCAAAAACACAAGGAAAUGGGUGGAGGAUCUAAACAGACACUUCUCCAAAUAAGAAAUACAAACGGCCAAUCUAAUCACCCCCAUAUAUGGUUGUUAGUGUGUGGCUUCUUUUAACAUGACCCAGAAUUUCCACUCCUAGGUCUUUACCCAAGAGAAAAAAAAAACAAAA